UAUUGCGGUAGCACACAGUUGGUUCGCCGUUGCCGUCCGUUGUGUUUAUCGUGGCCUACCGAUCUCGCCGGUGUCGACAAGAUGACAAGUGCGAAUCAAAUAAGAGAUAUAUGGAGAACUGCGGAUGCUGUAACAUUCGAUGUAGAUUCCACUGUUAUAACCGAGGAAGCUAUCGAUGAACUAGCUAAUUUCUGUGGGAAAGGAAAACAAAUCACUGAAUUAACAAAGCGGGCUAUGCAAGGUGAUAUGACAUUUCAACAAUCUUUAUCUAUAAGACUGGGAAUCAUAAAUCCAAGUUUAACACAAGUUAAGGAGUUUUUAAAUAUACAUCAGCCAUCACUUACCACUGGUAUCAAAGAGUUGGUGUCUACUUUACAAGCUCGUGGAAAGCAAGUGUUUCUUGUCUCUGGUGGUUUCCGCUGUCUUAUCACACCAGUUGCUGCUAAACUUAACAUUCCACCUGAGAAUAUUUAUGCUAAUAGAUUAAAAUUUUAUUUCACGGGAGAAUAUGCUGGCUUUGACGAGACUCAACCAACUUCUAAAAGUGGUGGUAAAGGAGAAGUAAUACGGCAUCUUAAGGAGGAAAAAGGAUUCAAGAUUGUCGUACAUAUCGGUGAUGGCUCAACAGAUUUAGAAGCAUCACCGCCAGCGGACGCAUUUAUAGGAUUUGGAGGAAAUGUAAUUAGGGAAAAUGUAAAAUCACGCGCGCAAUGGUUUAUUACAAACUUUGAUGAUCUCGCGAAAUGUUUAUAG
Messenger RNA from Atta colombica, 753 nucleotides. It is a transcript of the gene aay, whose product is annotated as phosphoserine phosphatase. Gene Ontology annotation, cellular component: cytoplasm. The coding region runs from base 82 to 753 and encodes 223 amino acids. The record is from RefSeq and is a predicted model, not a curated record. Gene Ontology annotation, molecular function: magnesium ion binding; L-phosphoserine phosphatase activity. The transcript is spliced from 6 exons. Gene Ontology annotation, biological process: L-serine biosynthetic process; dephosphorylation. NCBI's taxonomy places the organism in Eukaryota, Metazoa, Arthropoda, Insecta, Hymenoptera, Formicidae.